This is a messenger RNA of Aphanomyces invadans, 626 nucleotides long. RefSeq lists its product as hypothetical. Lineage: Eukaryota; Oomycota; Saprolegniomycetes; Saprolegniales; Verrucalvaceae. The coding region runs from base 22 to 324 and encodes 100 amino acids. Gene Ontology annotation, molecular function: zinc ion binding; DNA binding. The record is from RefSeq and is a predicted model, not a curated record. The transcript has a single exon.
AUUUGCUCCACCUACACCACGAUGGCCCACGUCUCGAGCUUUGAUGGCGCACCCACGAACGCAAGUCCAUGGGCUAAAGAAGUCAUUCCCGUGCUCGGCAAAACCACAACAACGACUUGCAUGUGUCAGUCCUGCCAACUCCCCAUUGACCAAGGUCACAUCCGUGUCGGUCUCAUCUUCCAUCACAUGAACGGGUACAUUGGGCUCGAUUGGCACCACUUGACCUGCUGUGAGACCCCGGACCGCCUUCCCUUCGUCGAAGGCUACGACUUGCUGAGCCCCCAAGACAAAGCCAUGAUUCAUGCGUUGGCAACCUCCCGAUGACCAUACAGGACAGCUAUUUAUCAACAGAACUUACAAACGAUCCAUCCAUGCUGGUUGAUCAUGUCAAACCGUACUACAAAUCGGCCUGGGCCGAUGCCCCUGACGAGAAGCAAUUCGCCCUGGACCUACAGAUGUCCCCACAAUGCAUACCUCCAUGGAAAACAUUCGAAACCUUAUUGCCCUCGUGAAGCCCCUCGACGACCUUCCGGUGUUCAGGCGUUGCGAGCACAUCGACGGUCUGGCCGGUCGUCAACGAGUCCUCAUCUAUCCAAUGCACUUAAUAAAUGAUUUUGAAACGCUCA